Python bivittatus (Burmese python) is the source of this 1865-nucleotide messenger RNA. The record is from RefSeq and is a predicted model, not a curated record. Lineage: Eukaryota; Metazoa; Chordata; Lepidosauria; Squamata; Pythonidae.
CUCACUUUCGCCCUUGCCCCGGCAGCGAGCUGUACUUCAAAGCGCCCUCCAGCGCCAAGGCCCGGGUGAUCCGGGAGGUGAAGGCUGACGCCAUCGGAAAGCUGGUGACCGUCCGGGGCAUCGUCACCCGCGUCUCUGAGGUGAAGCCUCGUAUGGUGGUGGCCACCUACAGCUGCGAUCAGUGCGGUGCGGAGACCUACCAGCCGAUACAGUCCUCCAGCUUCAUGCCUCUGCUGAUGUGCCCUAGCCGGGAAUGCCAGACCAACCGAGCUGGCGGCCGCCUCUAUCUGCAGAGCAGAGGCUCCAAGUUCAUCAAAUAUCAGGAGCUAAAAAUACAGGAGCACAGCGACCAGGUGCCAGUGGGGAACUUGCCACGCUCCAUCAGUGUCAGUGUGCAAGGCGAGAACACACGUCUCGUACAGCCAGGUGAUCACGUUAGUGUCACUGGCAUCUUUCUUCCUGUGCGGCAGACUGGCUUCCGGCAGCUCUUGCAGGGCCUUCUCUCAGACACGUACCUGGAGGCCCAUCAUAUUAUUUGUAUGAGCAAGAGCGAACAGGAGGAGCUGGGGGAAGCAGAACUCACCGAAGAAGAACUGCGGCAGAUUACAGAGGAGGAUUUCUAUGAUAAGCUGGCAGGCUCCAUUGCCCCUGAGAUCUAUGGCCAUGAGGAUGUGAAAAAGGCCCUGCUGCUGCUGCUGGUGGGAGGUGUAGACCAGAAUCCACGGGGUAUGAAGAUCCGGGGGAACAUCAACAUUUGCCUCAUGGGGGAUCCUGGCGUAGCCAAGUCUCAGUUGCUGUCUUACAUCACCCGGCUAGCACCACGCAGUCAGUAUACCACAGGUCGAGGGUCCUCUGGUGUGGGGCUGACAGCUGCUGUUUUGCGUGAUCCACUGACUGGAGAGCUUACCUUGGAAGGUGGAGCCCUGGUGUUGGCUGACCAGGGUGUGUGCUGCAUUGAUGAGUUUGAUAAGAUGCUGGAGUCUGAUCGCACAGCUAUCCACGAAGUGAUGGAACAGCAAACCCUCUCCAUUGCAAAGGCAGGCAUCCUGACCACGCUGAAUGCCCGCUGUGCCAUCUUGGCAGCUGCUAACCCUGCCUACGGACGUUACAAUCCCAAACGCAGCUUGGAGCAGAAUAUCCAGCUGCCUGCAGCCCUACUUUCUCGAUUUGAUUUGCUUUGGUUGAUCCAGGAUAGGCCUGACCGGGACAACGACCUACGUCUGGCCCAGCACAUCACUUACGUACACCAGCACAGCCGGCAGCCGCCUUGCCAGUUCCAGCAGCUGGACAUGGGCCUGAUGAGGCGAUAUGUGGCCACGUGCAAGCGAAAGCAACCGGCUGUGCCAGAAUCCCUGGCAGAUUAUAUCACGGCAGCCUACGUGGAGAUGCGGAAGGAGGCCCGGGCCAACAAGGAUACCACCUACACCUCAGCCCGCACCUUACUGGGUAUCCUUCGCCUGGCCACUGCCCUGGCACGGCUGAGGCGUGUGGACAUGGUUGAGAAGGAAGAUGUCAAUGAAGCAAUGCGCCUGAUGGAGAUGUCUAAAGAUUCUCUUUUGGUAGACAAGGGACAACCAAACCGGAUGCAGCGUCCCUCCGAGUUGAUUUUUGCAGCUAUCCGAGAACUGGUUCCUCCCGGAGGUACUCACGCUGUCCAGCUCACGGAGGCUGAACAGCACUGCGUGUCAAAGGGCUUCACCCCCACCCAGUUUCAGGCUGCUCUCAGCGAAUAUGAGGAACUCAAUAUCUGGCAGGUGAACCAGAAAAAGACCCGCCUCACUUUUAUUUGAUUAGGGUGCAUAGUGGCUGCUGCUGCUGGCUCUUAAAUGGAAGCUGUUAUUCUCUCAAUAAAUUGUCUGCAUCUU